AGCAGGAAGAGCGAAAUGUCGGCUAGUUAGUUAGCCUUAAGUUUUAAAUGUCUGAAACGGCUUGUUGCGUAAAGCUGUCUGUCGUCCAGCAUCUGGACAUCAGAUUCCGCAUUUAAUACGAGCAACCAUGUCUCCAGCUAAGAUUCGUGCUGAGAAAGGGCGUGGUCCUGCCACCCCAGCACCAGCUCCUCCAGCAUCCCAGUGCCAGGAUGUUGUGGACAUCAUCCCAGGUCGCCUCACACAAUCCUUCUGGAUGACCAUGGUCGCACAGGAAGAGGGGGAGGAGGCUGUGAGAGAUAUUCUCGAUGACCUUAUGAGUCAUGUCAUGGAGAAGUGCAAGGAAGUGUACCUGAAGCAACAGCUGGUUCCAUUCACUGUGACCCGUGCCAGGGACACAUUGUUAGAGAUACUGGAAUGGCGGUUCUUGGUUCAGGAUGCGGGCGAGCAGUCAGACAGCACCUGGCAAGAGGACUCUGAGCCCCAGCCUCUGCUCACAGACUCAUGGGCCCAGGGCUGUGUGUCUGUGACCCAGCGCAAACCUACCCCUCCCCCACAGCCACGGACACCAGCUACAAGUCGGCAAGCUGGGAGAAAGAGCAAGAGCACAACUGCAGAUGAAUUCCAACGCAGAGCCUCAGUCGUAGGGAAGAGACAAAAAGAUCCAAAAACAUAUAGCCAAGUUAAAUCAGGAACAGCCUUGACUUCUAAAACCCAACCAGAGAAAAAAGGAGUCCUGCCUCCUGUCAUGACCUCUGACAACUCUCAGAAUAACCAUCUGCGGCCUGUCAGUCUUUUCCCACCUGGCCAAGCAAGUGGGUCUCCCCAACCAAGCAAGAGGUCCAACACUCUCUCAUUCACUAAAAGCAUGCCAUGUCACAUAGACCCGUCACCUGGAGAGGAACUCAAUGAACCAUGUGACUCUUAUCUCAGGCCUUUGAAAGAGCACCUUCCCCAACCACAACCGGCGGAGUUUGGACCAAAUAGGAGCAACUCACCACUCUCCUUGAGAUUUAUGAAUCAACUGCUCGCUGGGACCUCCUCAUAAGUUGUCCCACUCAAUCUGAAGAGGGUAAAAGUCAACACAUCAAAAGAGUUUUACAAAAUGAUAUUAAAGUGGUUUAUAGUAAUCUGUGGGAUGAUAAUCACCCAUUUCAAUUACUAUGCUAUUGUUUUUUUGGCUUAAUCUUUUACACAAAAAUUACACAUAAUCAAAUGCCUACUGUCUGAACACAACAAAUUAUACCUGUCACUGUGUGAUUCAAGGGAUUGUUCACAAAAAAUGACAUGUCAGGAUGUUCUCCUUUAAUGUAAAUGUCAAAAUAGACUAUUUGUUAUAUUUUUCUGUUAUGAACAUUAAGCAACAUCACUCUGCAUUUUGUCAUUCAAUCUAAAUAAGCCAUAAAGUGCGCAGUUACACCAGCCUUCUAGUUUGACUUCUAACACUUACAAAAAUAUGAUAGAUUCUUGAAACUUGAAACCUUCAAGCAUCCGGAAUUGAAAUCUUUGUUCUCUGAAAUGUGCACAUUCAUCUCUGAGCCUUUAUCACCGUGUACUUGAAAACAUUUCUACACCCUGGACAAGGAAAGGGAACCUCACCAGAGUGCAACCUCAUUUGGUCCUCCAUACUGUUGUUAUGGCGGAUUGUCUUGGCACACUGGGAGCAGGUGUAUGGUUCCUCACCCAUGUGCAGGUGGAGGUGGGUACGGAGUGCAGCCAGCUGGGAGAAGUCCAUCGCACAGUGCUCGCACUUAUAGGGUCUCUCUCCGGUAUGCACCCGCAUGUGGAUUUCUAGGACACUGAACUCCUUGAAGGCCUUGCCGGACUCGGAGCAAGUGUACAUGCACAUACCGCUGUGCCCGUGCUGGUGAAAGACAAGGUUGGCUUGUCCGCAGAAUGCCUUGCCACACAGCUCCCACUUGUGUGGGUGCAGUAUGGUAUGGCUUAGCUGCAUGGUGAGCGUUUCGGGGUUUGCUUUCCUGCUGAAAACGUUGCCGCUGUCUGUACUGUAGUACGGCUUCUCUCCCUUGUGGGUGCGCCGGUGGUUCUGCAGUUAGGACAGACACUGUAAUGUCUUGGAGCAGUGCUCACAGGAGCAGGGGUACACAUAUAAAGUACCUGUAAAGAAGUCAGCAGUAUCUACUGUGAAACUGCACUGGUCAUGCAGCUAUAAACUGCAUUUAUCUACUAAAAAGACGAGCAAUGUCUCAGACAAAAUUGAGAUUUGUUAACAAUUACAUUUCCAUUCAUCAUCUGCUGAUGUGACAGUUUGCACUAUUUUUCUUUCUUUUGUCUGCAUCAAUCUGGCAGGCUCUCUUCAUCUCCACUAUAAGCAUUGGAGAACACAAAUUGGUUUUGGUCUAAAACUACCCAGCUAACUAUCGAAAAAGCAUGUAUAAAACCUUGCAAAUAUCAACCACAGCACAGUUGGCCCUGAUAUUACCCAACAGGGUCAUAUUACACCACAGGGAAAGACUACAGUAGCAAAGCUUAUAACCAACCCUGUAACCAAAUCAAUCAUAUCACUAUCACACACUAACUGCAGAAUUCUGCCAAUGACCACACAUGUCAUAUUAUUUCACACAUUUCUAAAUACAAAAAAAGGCUCGUCCCAGAAAACACGCUUUGAAAGUCCAUGUCAUAAUGUAUUCCUUGUUCAACAAUUGCGAGAAGUCAGGCGCACCUUACACAUUGACGUCAUUAACCUCUUUAUUCACUGCAUUUUUCCUGCCAAACCAUGUGUUUAAAUAAAGUUUGAUUUGUUUGGUUACAGGUCAGCCUACAUUGAACAAAAGCUGUUUACCAUCAGGUGCAUCUCUUGGGUGCAUCCUUUCUCUUUCAUUCUCACAUUAUAGCCUACAUAAAAACCUCUAAAGUUUGUGUUGGGAAUGUAAAAUCAGUUAAUCAAAGUUGUAGGCUAAUAUAUCCGGCCAGCAUGUUUUAGGCCAGACAUGGGUCCAGGUUUAUUGACACAGUGUUCUACAAAAAGGUAUGCAACUCCAAUUUCGGUGUUGAGCAUUAACAACUAGAAACAAUAUGUUAUGUUCAUACAUACAUAAAGAACAUUCAUAUUAGCCUAGUCAAAAAUAGCU
Messenger RNA from Clupea harengus (Atlantic herring), 3089 nucleotides. RefSeq names its product chromosome 20 C2orf81 homolog (gene c20h2orf81). Lineage: Eukaryota; Metazoa; Chordata; Actinopteri; Clupeiformes; Clupeidae. The record is from RefSeq and is a predicted model, not a curated record.